UACAUUCAAAUUAUUAGUUACGGCAAUAGUGAGAGGGAGUCCGUAAAGGCACUCACAGAGCCAAAGUCCUUCCUUUUCCGCGCCAACGCUUUUCUUCUUCUUCUUCACACACACUCUCUCUCUCUCUCGUAAAUCCAAAACCAUGGCCAAAGAAGCGGAGGUGAGGCUUCCGAGACCGACACGUGUCAAAAACAAAACUCCGGCGCCGAUUCAGAUUACCGCCGAGCAGAUCCUCCGUGAAGCGCGUGAACGACAAGAAUCUGAGAUUCGGCCUCCGAAGCAGAAGAUCACCGACGCGACUGAACUCUCCGAGUACCGGCUUCGCAAGCGGAAGGAGUUCGAAGACCUAAUCCGCCGCGUGCGAUGGAAUAUCAGCGUUUGGAUCAAGUACGCGCAGUGGGAGGAGUCUCAGAAGGACUUCAAUCGAGCUCGCUCAGUUUGGGAACGAGCUCUCGAGGUGGAUUAUCGGAACCACACGCUGUGGUUGAAGUACGCCGAGGUUGAAAUGAAGAAUAAAUUCAUAAAUAACGCGAGGAACGUUUGGGACCGUGCCGUCACUCUCUUGCCAAGAGUGGAUCAGUUGUGGUACAAGUACAUUCACAUGGAAGAGAUGCUUGGCAAUGUCGCCGGAGCCAGACAGAUCUUCGAGCGGUGGAUGAGUUGGAUGCCGGACCAGCAAGGUUGGCUUUCCUACAUCAAAUUUGAGCUCCGUUACAAUGAAAUAGAGCGAGCUAGGCAGAUUUUCGAGCGGUUCGUGCAGUGUCACCCUAAGGUCGCUGCUUGGAUUCGCUACGCCAAGUUCGAGAUGAAGAAUGGCGAGGCUGCUAGGUCGAGGAAUGUCUAUGAACGAGCCGUUGAAAAACUCGCUGACGAUGAAGAAGCCGAGCAGUUAUUCGUUGCAUUCGCCGAAUUCGAAGAGCGGUGUAAGGAAUCAGAGCGUGCUAGGUCUAUCCACAAGUUCGCUCUUGAUCAUAUACCGAAAGGAAGGGCUGAGGACUUGUAUAGAAAAUUUGUAGCAUUUGAGAAACAGUAUGGAGAUAAGGAAGGAAUUGAGGAUGCCAUAGUGGGAAAGAGGAGGUUUCAGUAUGAAGAUGAAGUGAGAAAAAAUCCAUUGAAUUAUGAUUCAUGGUUCGAUUUUAUUCGAUUGGAAGAGAAUGUUGGGAAAAAGGAUAGGAUUAGAGAAGUGUACGAGCGAGCCAUUUCGAAUGUGCCUCCUGCUGAGGAGAAGCGGUAUUGGCAGCGAUAUAUUUAUUUGUGGAUUAAUUAUGCAUUGUAUGAAGAGCUUGAUGCAGAAGAUGUGGAGCGCACAAGAGAUGUGUAUAGGGGGUGUCUGAAGCUCAUUCCUCAUGAGAAAUUCUCUUUUGCAAAAUUAUGGCUUCUAGCUGCUCAAUUUGAGAUCCGGCAGCUAAAUCUCAAGGCUGCACGACAAAUCCUGGGAAAUGCAAUUGGCAAAGCUCCUAGAGAUAAGAUAUUCAAGAAGUAUAUUGAGAUAGAGCUUCAGCUUGGAAAUAUAGACCGUGGCAGAAAGCUCUAUGACAAGUAUUUGGAGUGGGCGCCUGAAAACUGUUAUGCAUGGAGCAAGUAUGUGGAGUUAGAGAGAUCUUUGUGUGAGACUGAGCGAGCUAGGGCAAUCUUUGAGCUUGCAAUUGCCCAACCAGCACUGGAUAUGCCGGAGUUAUUGUGGAAGGCAUAUGUUGAUUUUGAAAUAUCAGAGGGUGAAUUUGAAAGGACCAGAGAGCUCUAUGAGAGGCUUCUGGACAGAACUAAGCACUUGAAGGUCUGGAUAAGCUAUGCAAAGUUUGAGGCAUCUGCCAUGGAGGAGGAUGCUAAGGGUUCAGACUUGGCAGAAGAUGAUCUCCAGGAGCAUCAUCAUGAACAAAAGAAGCAAUGCAUUCAGCAUGCUAGAAGGGUUUUUGAGAAAGCCAUUAACUACUACAGAACAUCUGCACCUGAGUUAAAAGAGGAAAGAGCAAUGCUACUGGAAGAGUGGCUGAACAUGGAGAGCAGUUUUGGGGAGCUUGGUGAUAUUAGUUUAGUCCAGGCUAAGCUGCCAAAGAAGCUGAAAAAGAUGAGGCAGAUGGUGUCUGAGGAUGGUCCGGCUGGGUAUGAGGAAUACAUCGAUUAUAUGUUCCCUGAGGAAACUCAGACGACUAAUCUUAAAAUCUUGGAAGCUGCCUAUAAGUGGAAGAAGCAAAAGAUUUCUGAUGAAGACUAGCAUGGUUACCUUUUUUCGUAGAAUUGUAGCUUUUGGUGUAAAUACACAAUUGUUUUUUUUUUUUUUUUAAUGUUAAUUGGGUGAAAAUGAAGUAGUUUAGCUGCUAAUCACAUUUUUCUGGAAUGAACGAUUGCACCCCCAAAAUCAGUUGAGGGAACUUAAGAGUUGUACAGAGUGUCUAGAUUAGAUUCUGAGAAUUUAUUAUCAUAGUGAUGAAAAAAGCAUAUCCUUCUAGGCUGAAAUUUAUUUUAUCAAUUCCUGAAAUGCACUUUGAACUGAUUGUUGAUUAUA
This is a messenger RNA of Quercus robur (English oak), 2506 nucleotides long. RefSeq lists its product as uncharacterized. Gene Ontology annotation, cellular component: U2-type catalytic step 2 spliceosome; precatalytic spliceosome; post-mRNA release spliceosomal complex. Lineage: Eukaryota; Viridiplantae; Streptophyta; Magnoliopsida; Fagales; Fagaceae. The transcript is spliced from 7 exons. Gene Ontology annotation, biological process: spliceosomal complex assembly; mRNA splicing, via spliceosome. The record is from RefSeq and is a predicted model, not a curated record. The coding region runs from base 143 to 2215 and encodes 690 amino acids. Gene Ontology annotation, molecular function: protein binding.